CCAGGGAGACUCACCUGUCCUGUCCCGGGGAGACACACCUCUCCCCCCGCCUCUCCCCCUCCCUCUCCCCGCCCCCCGGUGCCGGGCCCGGCCGCCGCCGUCGCUGCUGCUGCUGCUGCUGCUGCUGUUGCCACGGCCGCUGCCGGAGCGCCGGGCCCGGGCCGCGCCGCUACUCGAGAGCGCAGGCUUGAACGGGGCCUACAGGCCGCGGCCUCCGGACAGCGGGCAACGGGCUCCGGACAGCGGGCAACGGGCUCCGGACAGCGGGCCUCGGACACCGGCUCCCGGGGCUCCGCCGGGCAACGCCAUGGGGGAGAGGCUGCUGCCCUCCUACGUGCCGUCGGACAGGGAGCCGGUGUUGGUGCGGUUGCCGUUCACCGGCCUGUGCGUGGUCACCGUGCUCUGCCCACUCUGUGGAUUCCUCUUCUGUGUCAUCUGGUCGCUCAUCUUCAACUUUGAGGAAACGACAUCCACCCACUGCAUGGUGCCCAACUACCUCCCCUCCAUCAGCUCGGCGAUUGGAGGAGAAUCGCCGCAGCGGUACGUCUGGCGUUUCUGCAUCGCUAUCCACGCAGCCCCACGCCUCCUCCUGGCCCUGGCCUACUGGAGGUUUUAUCGCCGGGGCACCUCCUCCAUGGCCCCUCACCACACCACGCUCUGUGUCGUCAACUUCACCGCAAACCUGCUGGAGAAUCUGGCCCUCCUCACACUCACCUACGUCUCCUCCAUCGACAACCACCGGAUCCAUGAACGAGCCUUCCUGACCUUCAUGGCCGCCUCCCAGCUCCACAUGCUGGUCACCUGCAUCAUCUGGCAGCGAAACCGGAAACCCACCGUCACUCCUGAGGAAUGUUUCCCGGAAGUGGGAGAGGCCCGGAAUGUUAACAAACGAGUGGAGCGGGGCAGUGCAGCCUGUGAUCCAGUUCCCGAGCGGAGUUGCUGGCCAGGGCCAGAGCUGCCGAGAGUGGGAUUAAUGAAGGGCGGGGAAGACAGUGGAGAUAAUGAGGCUCUUGUUCCGUUCUAG
This is a messenger RNA of Leucoraja erinaceus (little skate), 1024 nucleotides long. It is a transcript of the gene pgap2, whose product is annotated as post-GPI attachment to proteins 2. The record is from RefSeq and is a predicted model, not a curated record. NCBI's taxonomy places the organism in Eukaryota, Metazoa, Chordata, Chondrichthyes, Rajiformes, Rajidae. Gene Ontology annotation, cellular component: Golgi membrane; endoplasmic reticulum membrane. The transcript has 5 exons. Gene Ontology annotation, biological process: GPI anchor biosynthetic process. Bases 308 to 1024 code for a protein of 238 amino acids.